This is a messenger RNA of Didymosphaeria variabile, 5676 nucleotides long. RefSeq lists its product as uncharacterized. NCBI's taxonomy places the organism in Eukaryota, Fungi, Ascomycota, Dothideomycetes, Pleosporales, Didymosphaeriaceae. The coding region runs from base 1 to 5676 and encodes 1891 amino acids. The record is from RefSeq and is a predicted model, not a curated record. Gene Ontology annotation, molecular function: protein binding; RNA binding. The transcript has 6 exons.
AUGGCCGACAUCUGGAGCGGGGAUAUUCUGCUCCCUGACCAGACGGCGGUUAAAGACAUCAGUCUUGAGUCGCACAAUUCCGCGUCCGCGUCUCUUCCCGUUGCACCAUUGCGAUUCCUAGCGACCGUCGAUACCGCGCGAAUUCCGUUGUACCUUGCUGCUGGUCCCAGUCUGGAUGUCUGGACAGCCAAUGAAGACACUGAAGAGUGGUUCUCCUCCAUCCUUCUCAGCAAGGCUGCUACUGUCGACGCGCCUGAAGCAGGGCAGACACGCGAGUGGUGGGCAUGUGCACGCGCUCAAUCGCCCGUUGGCAUUCUUGCCCAGGUGGGAGGCGGUCAGCUAAAUACAAAUGGGCCUAGAAUUACAGAGAUACUAUUCUAUGGCACGAUCGCUGCGCCUGCUCAUGGUGCGCUGCCGACACCACCCCCCUCGUCACCCGAUCAUUCUCAUGCCUUUCCAGACCUGGCACCUCUGCCCGAGCUCAUAGUGCAUGCGUUGCCAUUAUCGUCCGACCUUCUGCAUCAAUCAAACUUGCCGGUAAACCCGCCAUUAUCGCCUGCCUUGAGCGUAUUAGAACCGCCUACGUAUGUCGAGCCACAGUUCCUCCCGCCUACAUAUACCUCUGCGCAUACACCUGCCUCACCGAAACGGAAGCGAGAUAUCUUCGAAGAAGCUACACAAGCGCGGAAGAAAGCUAGAAGCAAAGGUGGUGAAGGCAUAUCCGCUGCCGCAGCCAAAGGGCAAGACAGUCAGCCGGCAUCGGGCCACCGAAAGUCCCUCUCGAUAGAGACCAAGGUUCUACCAUACCCCGACUCAAGACCAGGCUCCGCAAAUGCUUUGACACGGCCGUCGUCGCGACCGCUGUCCAGGUCCCCUAGUAUCUCCUCCGACAUUCGACCCUUGAGUAGGAAAGGAGUUCCAGAAGGUCAAGCGAAGCGUUCGGCCUUAUCGCAAGUUGCAACCAUCUCUCUGCAGCCCGAAGAGCCAACAGUUGAAUCGCGGAACAAGGAGGCCCUGUCAAGAGUCGUCAUGGCGGCCAUGCGCAUGCACGGCCUGCAACAGCGUAAGAAGAACAAGUCUCGAAGAGGAUCCGUAGCACCGGGCGUUCAGAUAGAAGAGCAGCUGGGCGAAGAAGCUGCAGCAGAGGAAGCUGCGAAAGACGAAGAGUACAAACUGAUCUACCACCAGACGUACAAGAGCGCAGUGCUUGCCUUUAGAAAGCACAUCUCUCUGAAGCCGUUGCAUUCACAACCGGAUCGAUUGCGCGAUGUUGUAGAGCGGCUGCUUACCAUCUUCUGUGCAGACCCUCUGGCACAGCCGUUGCCAGGCGAUGACGCUGCUGGUCCUUCAUUGGCUACGCCAGGCAACGAACCCACCGAGAACAGACCACCAACAACGAACAACCGAAGAGAAGAGCACAACACAUCUCACUGUGUCUAUUCUGAUGAGAUGAUCCCAGAAGACCGCCUCAAUCUCGUCACGACUUUCGAGCCACGCCAUGAAUUCAUCCGGAAAAAGGUGGCAGCGUACUUGGGAGAUACUGAUCAUGACUUGGAAGGGGACGAUUCGAGUAGUUCUUGUACGCCUCCUAUAAACUGGACAUUGCAUCAUACAGGGGAGGGCGCAGAACGUGUACCGUUCUAUCAACAUCUACUGUGUAAAGAUGCGCACAACGCUGCAAUAGCUCAAACCUCAGAGUCAACACUCGCUAAACUCCCCUCCGAGCUACGAUUGCCACCUGAGCUCCAACUACGCAUCUUGGACUUUGUCUCUGAUCGCAUGACUUUGUUCCAGUUGAUGCACACCUCGUCUCUCCUACGAGCUGAGGCAUCCAAGAUCUUCUGGGCUGAUCCGCACAGAUACUAUUCCGUCGACGCAACAUGGCUCCUAAGCGGUGGACAUCCUGGCCAUGUAGGUUACAACAUGUCCUUCCUAACUACGGUGCAGAAUAUCGAGAUCGAUUAUACGGUUGAUGCCGAUGGUCUUAUAGAACCUAGGGGAGACACCAGCUCCACACAAUCUUCGGACGCCUUAGUGAAGAGCUUCUGGGAAGUCUUGGAAAAGAUGUUCCCAAACGUGGGAAGCGUCGUGCUAUAUCAAACAUCCGGUCGGAAUCGCUCUUCCGAUUCCAAGGGGCUGUCAGCGUGCCUGUUACGCCUUCUGAGAGCUUGUCCACCCAGCGUUGAAGCCACUGCCUUUACUGCCUGGUAUGGAAGCAAUCAAGUAUUCCCUCCAAAUUGGGAGCGUACGAGCAUCGAGAGGUCAUUGUAUCGACUAUCAGACAACGGGGAAUUGGAAAAAGUCGCAUCACGGCGCAAAUACCAAACGGUUCUGACACCUAUGCGGACUUUCAAGGGGCCGAUUGGACAGUUUGAGAAGGCCAAAUUCAUAGACGAACGCAUCCAACUCCAACGCCGCGGUUUGGCAGCAGCGAUGAUCGAAGCGCUAGACCGACACCACUUCAACGAGGGAGGGUCUGGUCCAUUCGGCUGCCCGAUGAGGUAUUGUCACGAGCACUUUACCAAGCCUGGGCAAUGGACGUUUCACGCGGUUCUAGGACAUAUCAACGACUUGAUACCCGGCCGCCAAUUCGAGGGCUGGCCGGAAGAGCUCAGGCAGAAGUUUCGACGUCGGCACAUCGAGUUGUAUCGAUUGAAGGAGAAAAAUGAUAUGAAUGUGAAGCGACUACAACGGGAGUGGGACGAUGCUGACGACGACAAAAGGAGGGAGAUCAAGGAAGCGUGGAUGGAGCAACUGAGGAACGAUCCUGAGUGGGACACAGGUGUGCCGGCGGAAGACAGCUCACUUUGGAAGCGCUUCGAGAGCUGGAUGCAGAAGUGCAACCAACAACAACAGGAUCCAAAGGUUGCGAAGGUUGAGGAUGCGCUACUUCCAGCGACAAAGAAGGCGCUAGACCUAAGCACCCUGAAGCUUGACGAGAAGUAUCCCACACGUCCGGGCUUUGGUACGAGGGGUGCCAAGGUGCUUCUCACUGCCAAUUAUGUCGAACUGAUUCCACCUUCCGACCUUGUUCUUCAUCAGUACGCCAUCCAUACCAACCCGGACGCCGCCGGCAGGAAGCACAACCGGAUUGUGCAGCUACUCUUGGAGUCGCCCGAGCUAGCGCCACACAAGGGGAACGUCGCUACUGACUUCAAGUCUACCCUUGUCUCCAAGACGAGGCUAGACGACAAGGACGAUAAUAAACAAAUUAACCUUGAGAUCGUCUAUCGUUCGGAGGGGGAGGACGUGCCCGCCACUGGGGCGACUACGUACAAGGUUCGUCUCCUAUGGACCAAGAGCUUGAGUAUCGGACAGUUGACCGACUACUUGAACUCCACGAACCUUGGUAAUGCAGUCGAAAACAAGCACGAGUUCACACAAGCUCUUAACAUCUUUCUCAAUCACUACGCCAAAUCCGCCAACAACCUUGCUGCGAUCGGCUCGACCAAGACUUUUUCAUUGAGCCAGAACUCUGCUAGGGGUGAUCUCGGCUCCGGCUUGGAAGUCAUCCGGGGCUUCUUUUCGAGCGUCCGAACCGCAACCUGCCGCAUCCUAGUCAAUGUCAACGUCAGUCAUGGUGCUUUCUUCCAUAGUGGUCCUCUACCAUCACUUAUGGGCAGCUAUGGCACCCGCAAUACAGCUGGGCUUGAGAAGUUCCUGAAGUUUGUUCGUGUGCAGACAACCCACUUGCCGGAGAAGAAGAACAGGGCAGGCGAAGUCAUCCCUCGCAUCAAGACUAUUUUUGGGCUUGCCAGGAAGGACGAUGGACACGGUCUACCCAAUAGACCGAAGGUGAAGUCUCACGGAGCAGGCGCCAAAGAUGUAGAGUUUUGGCUUGAAGGCGACGGCGGUCCUUCUGCAACAAAAGCAAAGGCCAAGGGCGGCAAGAAAGAAGGACCAGCAACCGGUGGGAAGUAUAUCAGCGUGUACGACUUCUUCAGGACAACAUACAAGCGAAACUUACAGCACCCUGAGCUUCCUGUCGUCAACUGCGGAAAUCGCCAGCACCCCAUGUAUCUGCCGGCAGAAGUCUGCAUUGUUAUCCCAGGUCAGCCUUCGAAGGCGAAGCUUGACAGCAGGCAGACCCAGGAAAUGAUCCGACAUGCUGUUCGCAAGCCUUGGGACAAUGCAGCUUCGAUCGUACAACAGGGUAUCACGACUGUUGGCCUCGACGAGAAUUCGAACAUCCUAAUUCGUUCUUUUAAUCUCAAGGUUACGCCUGGUCUCGUCAAGAUCCCUGGUCGCGUUCUCAAUGGCCCCAAGGUCACCUACAAGGGAAACAAGACCAUUGAGACUCGCUUCGGAAGCUGGAACAUGAUAAACAUCAAGUUCAACGCUGGCGCGACACUUCAGAAGUGGUCCUACAUGAUGAUCUCACAACGAGGAGGACGCGACGCUUUCGGCCAAGACAGCCUUACCGCUGUCAUGGAGGAGUUCCAACAAGGUUUGUCCAAAAUAGGCAUGACCGCACCUGCACCACUGCCGGGAAAGAAAGUCGAGAUUCAAUACCCAGAUGACCCAGUACUCGAUGCACAACUGAAGGGCGCCGCUGGAGCUGGGUUGCAGCUGCUCGUGCUCAUCCUGCCUGAGGCCAGCAUACCUCUGUACAAGCGCAUCAAGACGCUAGCCGACAAGAAAUAUGGCCUUCACACAAUUUGCUGCGUCGGCCAGAAGCUCGCGAAAGAUCGCGGUCGUGAUCAAUACAUCGCAAAUGUCGCGUUGAAGAUCAACCUCAAGCUCGGUGGUGUCAACCAGGUUGUGGAGCCUAAGAAUCUUCACGUCAUCGAUCAAAACAAGACUAUGGUGGUUGGCAUAGAUGUUACUCAUCCCUCACCGGGUUCCGCAUCCACCGCACCUUCGGUCGCCGCAAUGGUAGCUUCAACUGACAAGUUUCUUGGUCAGUGGCCUGCUGUCUUGCGCAUUCAGAAGGGGAGACAGGAGAACGUCGAUGAUCUCAGCGAGAUGUUGAAGUCUCGGCUAAACCUUUGGAAGACGAAGGGCAAGCACACCGCUCUGCCUGAAAAUAUUCUCAUCUAUCGAGAUGGCGUGUCUGAAGGCCAGUACGACAUGGUACUUGGCCAGGAGUUGCCCCAGCUUCGUCGUGCUUGCGAGCAAGUCUACCCACCACCCGACACCAAGAAGGGCCUCCCACGCUUCAGCAUCAUCAUCUGUGGGAAGCGCCACAAGACGCGCUUCUAUCCUACCCAGGAGCAAGAUUGCGAUCGUUCCGGCAACACCAAGCCAGGCACUGUCGUCGACCGCGGCGUCACCGAAGCCCGCAACUGGGACUUCUUCCUUCAAGCCCAUGCCGCUCUUCAAGGCACCGCCCGUCCUUGCCACUACUAUAUCGUGCACGAUGAAAUCUUCCGCCAGAUAUACGCCAAGCAGAUUCCGCCUCCGUUCCAGAACAUUGCGGAUGUCGUCGAGGAUCUGACGCACAAUAUGUGCUACCUGUUCGGACGCGCAACGAAAGCUGUGAGUCUGUGUCCACCUGCUUACUACGCCGACCUAGCAUGUGAGCGUGCGCGGUGCUACUUGGCCAGCUUGUUCGAUACUCCGAGCCCGAGUGCUGCGCCAUCUGCGGCUGGAUCGAGCGCUCCUGGAGGUGCGCAGGCUAGUGCGGAUGAUGUGCAGAUCCAUCAGAACCUGAAGGAUACGAUGUUCUAUAUCUAG